Messenger RNA from Oncorhynchus kisutch (coho salmon), 26226 nucleotides. Its product is annotated as nuclear anchorage protein 1. Gene Ontology annotation, biological process: regulation of apoptotic process. The record is from RefSeq and is a predicted model, not a curated record. NCBI's taxonomy places the organism in Eukaryota, Metazoa, Chordata, Actinopteri, Salmoniformes, Salmonidae.
CCUUCAAAUUAAGUGGACACCAAUGGUGUGGAAAGAGAGGAUAUCAAAUGUAUAUGAAACCUCUGCCUAUUUGCUUUCUCUACUGAUCUGGUAUGACUGCAAAACAUACACCAACACCACAUCGGACAAGUAAACGGAAUAAAUUCUACUCACAAAUCGGUGACUACUAAGGCCAGUGAUCUCAUGGACAGCAGCCCUCUAAGGAACAUUGGAAGAGACAAACAUGGCAAAAUCAAGAAACCACGUGGGGGACUUCUUGGAGGAGUUCAGAGAGCAGAUCAUUGCGCAGGUGAGAUUAUCUGGGCCUAUAGUAGACGCUGUGAUCUCACAACAUCUUAUCCCAGAAGAGCUGGCACACCGCGUCCGUGCAGCCCAGACCACACAAGACCAGAUGAGGGCUCUGUUUGAAGCCGUAGAGAGAGAGACACCACAAACCAAACUUGCAUUCCAUCUGAUAUUGAGACUGAAAGAGCCUGAACUCAUGGACAAGCUAGAGCAGAGACAACGAAACAGUAAGAUGACACAGACAGGAUUGGAUCAAAGGUAUGGCGAUACCACAACAUUAGAGGAUAAGACCACACCAAAACUUGGCAUACAGACAAAAAAGGAAUCUCUUAAGAGACGAAGACAAGAAACAAUGCAAGCAAUUGAGGAGAUUGAAAAACUUUGGGAGGGGUCAAGAAGGGAGAGAAAUGAAACUAACUACAUGAAAGCAAAGAUUAAGCAACAACAAGAGGAAAUAGAAAGGCUAAUGGCUGAGAAACAAGAGCAAAACACAAAGAUGGAGCUGAUGAGGAUGGAGAUCCAGAAUGUGAAUGAAAAACUGAAACAGAACAUGGAGGAAAUAAAUAUAGAGAAAGACGAAAUACGACAAAUGUGGGCUGAUGUCCAAACAGAGAAAGACAUUCUGGAGAGAAGACACAAUGAGACCAUUAACGAGAGACAGAGUUUGGAAUUGAUCAAGUAUGAGACAUUGAGAGCAAAAGAGGAGAUGGAGCACUGCAAGGAAACAACAAAACAAGAGCAGGAGAAAAUGGAACAGAUUAAGGCUGACAUUCAGGGACAGAUAGAGGACAUGGAAAUAAGAAUUGCAGAAACCAAUCAAGUGAAAGAAAAAAUGGAAGCGAUGAAGGCCGAUGUACACAGGGAGCAAGGUCAGCUGGAGACAAAAAGAGAUGACAUUAAAAGACAAAAAGAACAGUUUGAGCAGAUUAAAUGUGAGAUAAACAAAGUAAAAGAAGAGAUGGAUCGAAGGUGGUAUGAAACGGAGAAAGAAGAGCUUGAGCAGAGAGUUAGGAUCCAGCAUGAGAAAGAGGAACUUGCCAACGUAAAAGCUGAGCUGCAGAGAGCUAAAGAGGAGGUUGAUCAAAACAGGGAGAAGACGAAGCAAGAGAAGGACCUGGUCAACAAAAUGAAAGCAGAGAUUCUUCUAGAAAAGGAUUCACUUGAGAAGGACAAACAAGAAACAUUACGAAAACAAAAGGAGUUGGAGCAGAUCAAGUAUGCAAUUCAAAUGGACAAAGAGGAGAUUGAGCAAAACAGAGAGGAAGCAAAGCGAGAGAAUGAUAAGAUGGAACAGAGGGAAGCUGAACUGCAGAGACAAGUGGAAACGAUUGAGAGAAACAUUGAGGAGACAAAGCAAGAAAAUGACAGAAUGGAAAACGUAAAAGCAGAGAUACAGAGAACGAAAGAAGCACUGGAGAAACAAAAAGAUGACACCAGGCGAGUGAAGGAGGAAAUGGAGAAAAGAAGGUAUGAGACUGUCAAGGAGGAGCUGGAGCAGAGAGCUGAAAUACAGAGACAGAGAGAAGAAGUGGAAAUGCUCAAGUCUGAAAUGCAGAAAGCCAAGGACGUUGAAAAAACAAGAGGAAACCGAGAGAGAGAGGAAGCCAAAAAGUGGAGUGAAGAAGUAAAGCGACAGAGAGAUGGGAUCAAACAGUUGAGAGCUGAAGUUCAGAAGGAAAAAGACAACGUGGAGAGGAAAAAGCAAGAGACAAUGAGAGAGAGACAAGAAUUGGAGAGGAUUCAUUUUGAAACGCUGAGAAUGAAAGAGGAGAAUGAGCAAAGCAGGGAGAUCACAAGAAGAGAAAAGGAGCAAAUGGAGCAGAUGAAAGCUAAUAUACAGAGACAGAUAGAAGAUAUAGAAGAACAAGUUACAGAGACAAAACAAGCAAAAGACAAAAUGGAAGAAAUGAAAGCAGAGAUACAGAGACAACGUGAAGAUUUGGAGAGUAGAAGGGAAAAGACAGAGAAAGAGCGAGAGCAUUAUGAAGAGGUUAAGUGUGAGAUAAUUCAAUUGAAAGAGGAAAUGGAAAGGAAAUGGUGUGAAACAGAGAAAGACGAGGUGGAACAGAGAGCAAGAGCGCAGCAAGAGACGGAAACACUUGAAAGGUUGAAGGAGGAAAAACAGAAAGUGCGAGAGGAAAUAGAAAGAAACAAGGUGGAAACGCAACGAGAAAGAGAGAACCUAGAAAAAAUUCAAGCCCGUGUGAAAGACGAGAAGAACAUUGCAGAGAAAAUAUCAGAAGAGGCCAAAAUAAAGAAUGAGGACUUAACGGAAAUGGAGCGUAACCUUCAGGAAGAAAGGGAAGAGAUCGAGAGGAGCAAGCAAGUCACAAAGCAAGAGAAGGAAGAGAUCGUAGAGAUGAAGGCUGAACUCCAAAGACAGAUGACAGAAAUAGAGAACCGUGUGAAGGAGACAAACAGAGCAAAAUAUGAGGUGGAUCAGGCAAAGCUGGUCAUACAUAAAGUGGAGUCCCAGCUGAAAAAGCAAAGAGAUGAGGCUGGAAGAGUAAAAGAUGAAAUUGAGAAACAGAGAUAUGAAGCAGUGAAAGAAGAGCUUGAGCAACGAGCUGAAAUCCAACGAGAAAGAGAAAUGUUGGAGAAAGUAAGAGACGAGAUACGGAGAGCCGAAGAAGACUCCGAAGAAACGCAGCUUCGGAGCAAAAGAGGGGACUUACAAAAGAAGAUGGAUGAAACAAAGCAAGAGAGGGAGAUGCUUGAGCAAAUUAAAACAGAGGUUUUGUCAGAAAGGGCCAUGUUGAAAAGACAAAUCCAUGAAACUGCAAGAGAAAGAGAGGACUUGGAAUUGCUUCGGUGUGAGACCCUGAAGAAAAAGCAGGAGCUUGAGAAAAAGCAGGAGGAAGCUGUCAAGGAAGAGCUUGAACUGAGAGCUGAAAUGCAGAGAGAUAGAGAGGAGAUAGAGAGAACCAAGAAGAAAAUAGAGAGGGAGUUAAAACAAAGCAGGGAUGCCACAAGUCUAGAGAGAGGCGAAGUGGAACGGAUGAAGGUUGAAGUACAGAACCAGCAUGAGGAAAUGACUAGAUCCAUUGAGAGGACAAGGCAAGCCAGAGACGUGAUGGAACAGAUGAAGGAUGAAAUUCAGAGAGAAAAACAACUUUUGGAGAGAAUAAGGGAAGAAACAAUAAGAGAGAAAGAACCCUAUGAAACGGUCAAGGAUGAGCUAAACAGAGUUAAAGAAGAGAUGGAAAAACUCUGGGACGAGGUACAGAGGGACGAGCAGGAAGAGAGAGCCAAACUGCAUCGAGAAAAUGUGGAGCUGAGUAAGAGAAUGGAGGAAAUUAAGACAGAGAUUAACCAGAUAGAAACAAUUAAAUUUGACCUAGAGAGACAGAGAGAUGAGAUUGAAGCAAGGAUGGAGAAGACAAAGAGAGAGAUGGACAAGCUGGAACAAACGAAGGCUGAAAUACAAAGACAGAAAGAGGACAUUGAAAACAAGAUGACAGAAACAAAGAGUGAGAAAGAGGAGAUGGAAAGGAUCAAAUCUGAGAUACAGAAGCAGAAAGAGGAAAUUGAAAACAAAAUGCAACAAGCAGAGACAGAAAUGGAUGAGCUGAAAAGUGUGAGGGAAGAUAUUCAGAGGCAGAGACAAGAGGUCGAGAACAUGAUGCAGAAGGCCAAGAGAGAGAUUGGAGAGAUGGAACUAGUGAAGACUGAGAUGCAAAGGAAGAAAAAGGACCUUGAACAGACGAUGAGAAAGACUAAGAGGAAAAAGGAAGAAAUGGAAAAGAUGAAGGAUGAAAUAGAGAGAGCGGAAGAAGAGAUGGAACAAAGAAGGGAAGAGACCAAAAGGGAGAGAGAUGCAAUUGCACAGGCGAAGGCUGAAAUAGAAAGAGCAAAAGAGGAACUGGAGAUUCGUCUGGAAGAGGGCUUUAGAGAUAUUGAUGAGAAGGAACAGAUGAAUGCUGAGAUACAGAGAUUAAUCCAAGAGGUAGAGCGAACCAGAGAAAUGGUACGACAAACAAAAGUGGCAAUGGAAAACAGGAUGGAAGAAAGCAAUAUGGAGAUGGGUGACAAAGACAGAGUGAAUGCUGUAAUCCAGAGGUUGAUUCUAGAGGUGGAACAAACCAGAGAGGUGUUAAGAAGGGUGAAAGAAGAAAUGGAACUGAGCAAGGGGGAGUUAAAAGGGGAAAAGGACAAAAUCAGACUGAUGAAGACGGAGACACAAAAAAGAAAAAAAGAGCUGGAGCAAAGGAUGGAGAAGAUCAUGCGAGAGAGGGAUGAGUUAGAACUGGUGAAGUCAAAGAUACAGAGACAACGGGAAGAGCUGAAACAGAAGAUGGAAGAUGGAAAGACUGAGAGUGAAAAGAUGGAACAGAUGAAAGAUGAAAUUGAGAAACAGAGAUAUGAACAACGAGCUGAAAUCCAAAGAGAAAGAGAAAUGUUGGAGAAAGUAAGAGACCAGAUACGGAGAGCCGAAGACAAUUCCGAAGAAAUACAGUUUCAGAGCGAAAAAGGGGACUUACAAAAGAAGAUGGAUGAAACAAAGCAAGAGAGGGAGAUGCUUGAGCAAAUUAAAACAGAGGUUUUGUCAGAAAGGGCCAUGUUGAAAAGCCAAAUCCAUGAAACCGCAAGAGAAAGAGAGGACUUGGAAUUGCUUCGGUGUGAAACCCUGAAGAAAAAGCAGGAGCUUGAGAAAAAGCAGGAGGAAGCUGUCAAGGAAGAGCUUGAACUGAGAGCUGAAAUGCAGAGAGAUAGAGAGGAGAUAGAGAGAACCAAGAAGAAAAUAGAGAGGGAGUUAAAACAAAGCAGGGAUGCCACAAGUCUAGAGAGAGGCGAAGUGGAACGGAUGAAGGUUGAAGUACAGAACCAGCAUGAGGAAAUGACUAGAUCCAUUGAGAGGACAAGGCAAGCCAGAGACGUGAUGGAACAGAUGAAGGAUGAAAUUCAGAGAGAAAAACAACUUUUGGAGAGAAUAAGGGAAGAAACAAUAAGAGAGAAAGAACCCUAUGAAACGGUCAAGGAUGAGCUAAACAGAGUUAAAGAAGAGAUGGAAAAACUCUGGGACGAGGUACAGAGGGACGAGCAGGAAGAGAGAGCCAAACUGCAUCGAGAAAAUGUGGAGCUGAGUAAGAGAAUGGAGGAAAUUAAGACAGAGAUUAACCAGAUAGAAACAAUUAAAUUUGACCUAGAGAGACAGAGAGAUGAGAUUGAAGCAAGGAUGGAGAAGACAAAGAGAGAGAUGGACAAGCUGGAACAAACGAAGGCUGAAAUACAAAGACAGAAAGAGGACAUUGAAAACAAGAUGACAGAAACAAAGAGUGAGAAAGAGGAGAUGGAAAGGAUCAAAUCUGAGAUACAGAAGCAGAAAGAGGAAAUUGAAAACAAAAUGCAACAAGCAGAGACAGAAAUGGAUGAGCUGAAAAGUGUGAGGGAAGAUAUUCAGAGGCAGAGACAAGAGGUCGAGAACAUGAUGCAGAAGGCCAAGAGAGAGAUUGGAGAGAUGGAACUAGUGAAGACUGAGAUGCAAAGGAAGAAAAAGGACCUUGAACAGAUGAUGAGAAAGACUAAGAGAAAAAAGGAAGAAAUGGAAAAGAUGAAGGAUGAAAUAGAGAGAGCGGAAGAAGAGAUGGAACAAAGAAGGGAAGAGACCAAAAGGGAGAGAGAUGCAAUUGAACAGGCGAAGGCUGAAAUAGAAAGAGCAAAAGAGGAACUGGAGUUUCGUCUGGAAGAGGGCUUUAGAGAUAUUGAUGAGAAGGAACAGAUGAACGCUGAGAUACAGAGAUUAAUCCAAGAGGUAGAGCGAACCAGAGAAAUGGUACGACAAACAAAAGUGGCAAUGGAAAACAGGAUGGAAGAAAGCAAUAUGGAGAUGGGUGACAAAGACAGAGUGAAUGCUGUAAUCCAGAGGUUGAUUCUAGAGGUGGAACAAACCAGAGAGGUGUUAAGAAGGGUGAAAGAAGAAAUGGAACUGAGCAAGGGGGAGUUAAAAGGGGAAAAGGACAAAAUCAGACUGAUGAAGACGGAGACACAAAAAAGAAAAAAAGAGCUGGAGCAAAGGAUGGAGAAGAUCAUGCGAGAGAGGGAUGAGUUAGAACUGGUGAAGUCAAAGAUACAGAGACAACGGGAAGAGCUGAAACAGAAGAUGGAAGAUGGAAAGACUGAGAGUGAAAAGAUGGAACAGAUGAAAGAUGAAAUACAGAGAGCGGUUGCAGAGAUAGACCUGGCAAGGGAGGAGAUACAAAGGGAAAAAAGGAAGAUUAAAGAGGACAAUGCAAGGAAAGAGAAGGAUAUGAUGGAGUCUAUGAAAGCUGAGCUUGACAGACAGACAGAGGGAAAAAACGGAAGGAAAAAAGAAAUGCCAAUGAUGAAGACCACGGUCCAGAGGCCACAGGAUGAAACAGAGAAAACCUACCUUGGAGAUACGACAACUGAGAUACCAUUUGAGUCACAAGAGCUAAGAACCGCCAUUGAAAAAGAAAGAAGAGACUUGGAACGCAGAGAGAAAAUGAUUAUGAGAGAGAAGUAUGACCUGGAAAAGUCAAAAGCCGAGUUUGAGAAGGAAAAGGCAGAGAUGGAGAACAUGAUCACAAAACAACGAGAGGAGGGCAGACAAAUUAUUGAGGACAUAGAAAAGAAAAAAGAAAUUCUCGAGCAAAUGGAUGCAGAGAUGCAAAGGAAAAGACUGGUCAUUGUAAGGGAUAUGCAAUAUAAAACACAAAAGAUGCAGGACUUUAAAAAAGCAAAAGAUAAAUUUAAACAAACGCAAGUUAAAUUUAGCAAAGAGAAAAUUGAAAUGGGAAACAUCAAAAAGGCUACCGUGGCGGAAAGAAAUAAACUAGCAGUAGAGCAAGCUUACAUAGAGAAACGCAAGGAGGAGAUGGAAGCUAUCCUGGAACUGACAAAGAAGGAGAAUGAAGAUCUGCUGAACUUAAAAGCUCAAAUAGAGGGAUGGAAAGAAGACAAAGAUGAACGGGGUGAACGCCUGAACAGGGAAAGAAAGGAACUUGAAUAUCUGAAAAGUAAGAUGCAAAAAGAAAAAGAGGAUACGAUAAGAAACAGGAACAUUUCGGAAAAAGAGAAAAAGGACUUGGAGCUGAUGAGAUCUGAAACGCAGAAAGAAAAGGGGAAGAUGGAACAAGAGAAGCUUAAGGUACAAGCUGGGAGAGAAAAGCUUGAACAAAUGAAACUGGAGUUACAGAGAAAGUCCAACGACCUAGAUAUGAUCAUAGAAGACACAAAGAGGGAGAAAGUCAGUGCAUCACAAAUUCCUGUCCAAAUACAACAACAAAAGAACCAAAUUGAUUGUUUUGUGGAAGAGACAAAGAGGAGUAAAAUCGAAGAAGAAUUGAUGAGCGCUGAAAUAAAAAGACAGAAAGAGGACAUAGACAGCAAACAAGACAUUCUAUCAAAGGAGAGAGAAGAUCUGAAUAAACUCAGAACAGAGGUAAACAAUCAGAGAGAAGAGAUUGAAAAUAUCACGCAAGAGCAAAUUAAAGAAACAUUUCAAAUUAAUCAGACAAAGACAGAGAUGGAAAAAGAGAGAUGUGAGAUGGACAGAAAAAAGAAAAUGAUAGAGCAGAAUAUGGAUGAGCUAGAGCAGAGAAAGUGUGAGAUGAGAAAAGUAGAAAACAUAAUUAUCGAACUGAGAAAAGAAGAAGAGAGUAUAACGAAUGAGAUGAACAGGAUGAGAAAGAACACAGAGCAGAAAAGUUUUGAAAUGCAGAGACGGUCUGAAGACAUGAAUCAGCUAAUGGAAGAGACAAGACGGGAGAUGGGGAAGGUUGAAGAACUGGCUAUCCAAACUCAAAAAGAAAGAGAAGAAAUGGUGGGUUUUAUGGAAAAGAACAAACAAAAGCAGAACGAACUGGAACUCAUGAAUGACAAGAUUGAAAGAGAGAAACAAGACAUUGAAGAAAGUCGGAAUGUGCUAACAAAGGAGAGAGAGGAGCUGGAACAAAUGAGGAGUGAGAUACAGCAACAGAGAGAGGAGACAGAAUCUCACAUGGAAGACCAAAGGAAAGAGAAAGAACAUUUGGAACAAAUGACGACAGACAUGAAAAAACAGUUGCUAGAGGUGGAUAAUGACAAGGAAAUGAUAGAAAGCUCAAUGGGUGAACUGAGAGUGAAAGAGGCAGAAAUAGUGAGAGAAAAAGACAACAUGGAUAACAAGAUGGCUAGGCUCAAAGAGGAAGAGGAUGGAAUGCGGGAAGAAAUAGGAAGGAAGAUGGACAUCUUAAAGAAGGAAAGUUGUGAAAUCAAAAGACUUAGAGAUGAAAUUGACAGUGAAAAUGACCAGCUGAAUGCAACAUUGCUUGAGUUGGAAAAAAUGCGUGAAGAACUUGAUAGAGAGAAGAAGGAAGUGAAAGACAGGAAGGAUGAAACACUGAAAGAGAAAGAUCAGUUGGAAGAGAGGCGAGGUAAGAUGAGCAAGGAGAAAGAGGAAUUGGAUAUCAGUCUUGAACUGAUGAAAAGACAAAUGGAAGACUUGACGAACUUGAAGGCUGAAGCAGAAGCACAGACCGAGCCUAUGGAAAUAGACUGGAAGGAAAAGCUCACGAGGGAAAGACAACAACUUGAAGAUGUAAAGGAGGAGAUACAGAAGGAAAAAGAAGCCUUUGAGAGAAAGAAGGGAUUGACCAUGAAAGAAAGAGAUGAGUUUGAUCUGAUGAAGUCUGAAACCCAGGGACAAUUGGAGGAAAUAGAACAAAACAAACAAGACAUUCGUGUGGAGAAGGAAAAGCUGGAUCAGAUCAAAGCUGAGUUAGAAAGACGGUCUGAAGACGUAAAUCAGGUCAUGGAUGAGACAAGACGGGAGAGGGGGAAGGUUGAAGAACUGGCUAUCCAAACUCAAAAAGAAAGAGAAGAAAUGGUGGGUUUUAUGGAGAAGAACAAACAAAAGCAGAACGAACUGGAACUCAUGAAUGACAAGAUUGAAAGAGAGAAACAAGACAUUGAAGAAAGUCAGGAUGUGCUAACGAAGGAGAGAGAGGAGCUGGAACAAAUGAGGAGUGAGAUACAGCAACAGAGAGAGGAGACAGAAUCUCACAUGGAAGACCAAAGGAAAGAGAAAGAACAUUUGGAACAAAUGACGACGGACAUGAAAAAACAGUUGCUAGAGGUGGAUAAUGACAAGGAAAUGAUAGAAAGCUCAAUGGGGGAACUGAGAGUGAAAGAGGCAGAAAUGGUGAGAGAAAAAGACAACAUGGAUAACAAGAUGGCUAGGCUCAAAGAGGAAGAGGAUGGAAUGCGGGAAGAAAUAGGAAGGAAGAUGGACAUCUUAAAGAAGGAAAGUUGUGAAAUCAAAAGACUUAGAGAUGAAAUUGACAGUGAAAAGGACCAGCUGAAUGCAAAAUUGCUUGAGUUGGAAAAAAUGCGUGAAGAACUAGAUAGAGAGAAGAAGGAAGUGAAAGACAGGAAGGAAGAAACACUGAAAGAGAAAGAUCAGUUGGAAGAGAGGCGAGGUAAGAUGAGCAAGGAGAAAGAGGAAUUGGAUAUCAGUCUUGAACUGAUGAAAAGACAAAGGGAAGACUUGACAAGCUUGAAGGCUGAAGCAGAAGCACAGACCGAGGCUAUGGAAAAAGACUGGAAGGAAAAGCUCACGAGGGAAAGACAACAACUUGAAGAUGUAAAGGAGGAGAUACAGAAGGAAAAAGAAGCCUUUGAGAGAAAGAAGGGAUUGACCAUGAAAGAAAGAGAUGAGUUUGAUCUGAUGAAGUCUGAAACCCAGGGACAAUUGGAGGAAAUAGAACAAAACAAACAAGACAUUCGUGUGGAGAAGGAAAAGCUGGAUCAGAUCAAAGCUGAGUUAGAAAGACGGUCUGAAGACGUAAAUCAGGUCAUGGAUGAGACAAGACGGGAGAGGGGGAAGGUUGAAGAACUGGCUAUCCAAACUCAAAAAGAAAGAGAAGAAAUGGUGGGUUUUAUGGAAAAGAACAAACAAAAGCAGAACGAACUGGAACUCAUGAAUGACAAGAUUGAAAGAGAGAAACAAGACAUUGAAGAAAGUCGGGAUGUGCUAACAAAGGAGAGAGAGGAGCUGGAACAAAUGAGGAGUGAGAUACAGCAACAGAGAGAGGAGACAGAAUCUCACAUGGAAGACCAAAGGAAAGAGAAAGAACAUUUGGAACAAAUGACGACGGACAUGAAAAAACAGUUGCUAGAGGUGGAUAAUGACAAGGAAAUGAUAGAAAGCUCAAUGGGUGAACUGAGAGUGAAAGAGGCAGAAAUAGUGAGAGAAAAAGACAACAUGGAUAACAAGAUGGCUAGGCUCAAAGAGGAAGAGGAUGGAAUGCGGGAAGAAAUAGGAAGGAAGAUGGACAUCUUAAAGAAGGAAAGUUGUGAAAUCAAAAGACUUAGAGAUGAAAUUGACAGUGAAAAUGACCAGCUGAAUGCAACAUUGCUUGAGUUGGAAAAAAUGCGUGAAGAACUAGAUAGAGAGAAGAAGGAAGUGAAAGACAGGAAGGAUGAAACACUGAAAGAGAAAGAUCAGUUGGAAGAGAGGCGAGGUAAGAUGAGCAAGGAGAAAGAGGAAUUGGAUAUCAGUCUUGAACUGAUGAAAAGACAAAGGGAAGACUUGACAAGCUUGAAGGCUGAAGCAGAAGCACAGACCGAGGCUAUGGAAAAAGACUGGAAGGAAAAGCUCACGAGGGAAAGACAACAACUUGAAGAUGUAAAGGAGGAGAUACAGAAGGAAAAAGAAGCCUUUGAGAGAAAGAAGGGAUUGACCAUGAAAGAAAGAGAUGAGUUUGAUCUGAUGAAGUCUGAAACCCAGGGACAAUUGGAGGAAAUAGAACAAAACAAACAAGACAUUCGUGUGGAGAAGGAAAAGCUGGAUCAGAUCAAAGCUGAGUUAGAAAGACGGUCUGAAGACGUAAAUCAGGUCAUGGAUGAGACAAGACGGGAGAGGGGGAAGGUUGAAGAACUGGCUAUCCAAACUCAAAAAGAAAGAGAAGAAAUGGUGGGUUUUAUGGAAAAGAACAAACAAAAGCAGAACGAACUGGAACUCAUGAAUGACAAGAUUGAAAGAGAGAAACAAGACAUUGAAGAAAGUCGGGAUGUGCUAACAAAGGAGAGAGAGGAGCUGGAACAAAUGAGGAGUGAGAUACAGCAACAGAGAGAGGAGACAGAAUCUCACAUGGAAGACCAAAGGAAAGAGAAAGAACAUUUGGAACAAAUGACGACGGACAUGAAAAAACAGUUGCUAGAGGUGGAUAAUGACAAGGAAAUGAUAGAAAGCUCAAUGGGUGAACUGAGAGUGAAAGAGGCAGAAAUAGUGAGAGAAAAAGACAACAUGGAUAACAAGAUGGCUAGGCUCAAAGAGGAAGAGGAUGGAAUGCGGGAAGAAAUAGGAAGGAAGAUGGACAUCUUAAAGAAGGAAAGUUGUGAAAUCAAAAGACUUAGAGAUGAAAUUGACAGUGAAAAGGACCAGCUGAAUGCAAAAUUGCUUGAGUUGGAAAAAAUGCGUGAAGAACUAGAUAGAGAGAAGAAGGAAGUGAAAGACAGGAAGGAUGAAACACUGAAAGAGAAAGAUCAGUUGGAAGAGAGGCGAGGUAAGAUGAGCAAGGAGAAAGAGGAAUUGGAUAUCAGUCUUGAACUGAUGAAAAGACAAAUGGAAGACUUGACAAGCUUGAAGGCUGAAGCAGAAGCACAGACCGAGGCCUGGAAAAUAGACUGGAAGGAAAAGCUCACGAGGGAAAGACAACAACUUGAAGAUGUAAAGGAGGAGAUACAGAAGGAAAAAGAAGCCUUUGAGAGAAAGAAGGGAUUGACCAUGAAAGAAAGAGAUGAGUUUGAUCUGAUGAAGUCUGAAACCCAGGGACAAUUGGAGGAAAUAGAACAAAACAAACAAGACAUUCGUGUGGAGAAGGAAAAGCUGGAUCAGAUCAAAGCUGAGUUAGAAAGACGGUCUGAAGACGUAAAUCAGGUCAUGGAUGAGACAAGACGGGAGAGGGGGAAGGUUGAAGAACUGGCUAUCCAAACUCAAAAAGAAAGAGAAGAAAUGGUGGGUUUUAUGGAAAAGAACAAACAAAAGCAGAACGAACUGGAACUCAUGAAUGACAAGAUUGAAAGAGAGAAACAAGACAUUGAAGAAAGUCGGGAUGUGCUAACAAAGGAGAGAGAGGAGCUGGAACAAAUGAGGAGUGAGAUACAGCAACAGAGAGAGGAGACAGAAUCUCACAUGGAAGACCAAAGGAAAGAGAAAGAACAUUUGGAACAAAUGACGACGGACAUGAAAAAACAGUUGCUAGAGGUGGAUAAUGACAAGGAAAUGAUAGAAAGCUCAAUGGGUGAACUGAGAGUGAAAGAGGCAGAAAUAGUGAGAGAAAAAGACAACAUGGAUAACAAGAUGGCUAGGCUCAAAGAGGAAGAGGAUGGAAUGCGGGAAGAAAUAGGAAGGAAGAUGGACAUCUUAAAGAAGGAAAGUUGUGAAAUCAAAAGACUUAGAGAUGAAAUUGACAGUGAAAAGGACCAGCUGAAUGCAACAUUGCUUGAGUUGGAAAAAAUGCGUGAAGAACUAGAUAGAGAGAAGAAGGAAGUGAAAGACAGGAAGGAUGAAACACUGAAAGAGAAAGAUCAGUUGGAAGAGAGGCGAGGUAAGAUGAGCAAGGUGAAAGAGGAAUUGGAUAUCAGUCUUGAACUGAUGAAAAGACAAAUGGAAGACUUGACAAGCUUGAAGGCUGAAGCAGAAGCACAGACCGAGCCUAUGGAAAUAGACUGGAAGGAAAAGCUCACGAGGGAAAGACAACAACUUGAAGAUGUAAAGGAGGAGAUACAGAAGGAAAAAGAAGCCUUUGAGAGAAAGAAGGGAUUGACCAUGAAAGAAAGAGAUGAGUUUGAUCUGAUGAAGUCUGAAACCCAGGGACAAUUGGAGGAAAUAGAACAAAACAAACAAGACAUUCGUGUGGAGAAGGAAAAGCUGGAUCAGAUCAAAGCUGAGUUAGAAAGACGGUCUGAAGACGUAAAUCAGGUCAUGGAUGAGACAAGACGGGAGAGGGGGAAGGUUGAAGAACUGGCUAUCCAAACUCAAAAAGAAAGAGAAGAAAUGGUGGGUUUUAUGGAAAAGAACAAACAAAAGCAGAACGAACUGGAACUCAUGAAUGACAAGAUUGAAAGAGAGAAACAAGACAUUGAAGAAAGUCGGGAUGUGCUAACAAAGGAGAGAGAGGAGCUGGAACAAAUGAGGAGUGAGAUACAGCAACAGAGAGAGGAGACAGAAUCUCACAUGGAAGACCAAAGGAAAGAGAAAGAACAUUUGGAACAAAUGACGACGGACAUGAAAAAACAGUUGCUAGAGGUGGAUAAUGACAAGGAAAUGAUAGAAAGCUCAAUGGGUGAACUGAGAGUGAAAGAGGCAGAAAUAGUGAGAGAAAAAGACAACAUGGAUAACAAGAUGGCUAGGCUCAAAGAGGAAGAGGAUGGAAUGCGGGAAGAAAUAGGAAGGAAGAUGGACAUCUUAAAGAAGGAAAGUUGUGAAAUCAAAAGACUUAGAGAUGAAAUUGACAGUGAAAAGGACCAGCUGAAUGCAAAAUUGCUUGAGUUGGAAAAAAUGCGCGAAGAACUAGAUAGAGAGAAGAAGGAAGUGAAAGACAGGAAGGAUGAAACACUGAAAGAGAAAGAUCAGUUGGAAGAGAGGCGAGGUAAGAUGAGCAAGGUGAAAGAGGAAUUGGAUAUCAGUCUUGAACUGAUGAAAAGACAAAUGGAAGACUUGACAAGCUUGAAGGCUGAAGCAGAAGCACAGACCGAGCCUAUGGAAAUAGACUGGAAGGAAAAGCUCACGAGGGAAAGACAACAACUUGAAGAUGUAAAGGAGGAGAUACAGAAGGAAAAAGAAGCCUUUGAGAGAAAGAAGGGAUUGACCAUGAAAGAAAGAGAUGAGUUUGAUCUGAUGAAGUCUGAAACCCAGGGACAAUUGGAGGAAAUAGAACAAAACAAACAAGACAUUCGUGUGGAGAAGGAAAAGCUGGAUCAGAUCAAAGCUGAGUUAGAAAGACGGUCUGAAGACGUAAAUCAGGUCAUGGAUGAGACAAGACGGGAGAGGGGGAAGGUUGAAGAACUGGCUAUCCAAACUCAAAAAGAAAGAGAAGGAAUGGUGUGUUUUAUGGAAAAGAACAAACAAAAGCAGAACGACCUGGAACUCAUGAAUGACAAGAUUGAAAGAGAGAAACAAGACAUCGAAGAAAGUCGGGAUGUGCUAACAAAGGAGAGAGAGGAGCUGGAACAAAUGAGGAGUGAGAUACAGCAACAGAGAGAGGAGACAGAAUCUCACAUGGAAGACCAAAGGAAAGAGAAAGAACGUUUGGAACAAAUGACGACGCACAUGAAAAAACAGUUGCUAGAGGUGGAAAAUGAUAAGGAAAUGAUAGAAAGCUCAAUGGGUGAACUGAGAGUGAAAGAGGCAGAAAUAGUGAGAGAAAAAGACAACAUGGAUAACAAGAUGGCUAGGCUCAAAGAGGAAGAGGAUGGAAUGCGGGAAGAAAUAGGAAGGAAGAUGGACAUCUUAAAGAAGGAAAGUUGUGAAAUCAAAAGACUUAGAGAUGAAAUUGACAGUGAAAAGGACCAGCUGAAUGCAACAUUGCUUGAGUUGGAAAAAAUGCGUGAAGAACUUGAUAGAGAGAAGAAGGAAGUGAAAGACAGGAAGGAUGAAACACUGAAAGAGAAAGAUCAGUUGGAAGAGAGGCGAGGUAAGAUGAGCAAGGUGAAAGAGGAAUUGGAUAUCAGUCUUGAACUGAUGAAAAGACAAAUGGAAGACUUGACAAGCUUGAAGGCUGAAGCAGAAGCACAGACCGAGCCUAUGGAAAAAGACUGGAAGGAAAAGCUCACGAGGGAAAGACAACAACUUGAAGAUGUAAAGGAGGAGAUACAGAAGGAAAAAGAAGCCUUUGAGAGAAAGAAGGGAUUGACCAUGAAAGAAAGAGAUGAGUUUGAUCUGAUGAAGUCUGAAACCCAGGGACAAUUGGAGGAAAUAGAACAAAACAAACAAGACAUUCGUGUGGAGAAGGAAAAGCUGGAUCAGAUCAAAGCUGAGUUAGAAAGACGGUCUGAAGACGUAAAUCAGGUCAUGGAUGAGACAAGACGGGAGAGGGGGAAGGUUGAAGAACUGGCUAUCCAAACUCAAAAAGAAAGAGAAGAAAUGGUGGGUUUUAUGGAAAAGAACAAACAAAAGCAGAACGAACUGGAACUCAUGAAUGACAAGAUUGAAAGAGAGAAACAAGACAUUGAAGAAAGUCGGGAUGUGCUAACAAAGGAGAGAGAGGAGCUGGAACAAAUGAGGAGUGAGAUACAGCAACAGAGAGAGGAGACAGAAUCUCACAUGGAAGACCAAAGGAAAGAGAAAGAACAUUUGGAACAAAUGACGACGGACAUGAAAAAACAGUUGCUAGAGGUGGAUAAUGACAAGGAAAUGAUAGAAAGCUCAAUGGGUGAACUGAGAGUGAAAGAGGCAGAAAUAGUGAGAGAAAAAGACAACAUGGAUAACAAGAUGGCUAGGCUCAAAGAGGAAGAGGAUGGAAUGCGGGAAGAAAUAGGAAGGAAGAUGGACAUCUUAAAGAAGGAAAGUUGUGAAAUCAAAAGACUUAGAGAUGAAAUUGACAGUGAAAAGGACCAGCUGAAUGCAAAAUUGCUUGAGUUGGAAAAAAUGCGCGAAGAACUAGAUAGAGAGAAGAAGGAAGUGAAAGACAGGAAGGAUGAAACACUGAAAGAGAAAGAUCAGUUGGAAGAGAGGCGAGGUAAGAUGAGCAAGGUGAAAGAGGAAUUGGAUAUCAGUCUUGAACUGAUGAAAAGACAAAUGGAAGACUUGACAAGCUUGAAGGCUGAAGCAGAAGCACAGACCGAGCCUAUGGAAAUAGACUGGAAGGAAAAGCUCACGAGGGAAAGACAACAACUUGAAGAUGUAAAGGAGGAGAUACAGAAGGAAAAAGAAGCCUUUGAGAGAAAGAAGGGAUUGACCAUGAAAGAAAGAGAUGAGUUUGAUCUGAUGAAGUCUGAAACCCAGGGACAAUUGGAGGAAAUAGAACAAAACAAACAAGACAUUCGUGUGGAGAAGGAAAAGCUGGAUCAGAUCAAAGCUGAGUUAGAAAGACGGUCUGAAGACGUAAAUCAGGUCAUGGAUGAGACAAGACGGGAGAGGGGGAAGGUUGAAGAACUGGCUAUCCAAACUCAAAAAGAAAGAGAAGAAAUGGUGGGUUUUAUGGAAAAGAACAAACAAAAGCAGAACGAACUGGAACUCAUGAAUGACAAGAUUGAAAGAGAGAAACAAGACAUUGAAGAAAGUCGGGAUGUGCUAACAAAGGAGAGAGAGGAGCUGGAACAAAUGAGGAGUGAGAUACAGCAACAGAGAGAGGAGACAGAAUCUCACAUGGAAGACCAAAGGAAAGAGAAAGAACAUUUGGAACAAAUGACGACGGACAUGAAAAAACAGUUGCUAGAGGUGGAUAAUGACAAGGAAAUGAUAGAAAGCUCAAUGGGUGAACUGAGAGUGAAAGAGGCAGAAAUAGUGAGAGAAAAAGACAACAUGGAUAACAAGAUGGCUAGGCUCAAAGAGGAAGAGGAUGGAAUGCGGGAAGAAAUAGGAAGGAAGAUGGACAUCUUAAAGAAGGAAAGUUGUGAAAUCAAAAGACUUAGAGAUGAAAUUGACAGUGAAAAGGACCAGCUGAAUGCAAAAUUGCUUGAGUUGGAAAAAAUGCGCGAAGAACUAGAUAGAGAGAAGAAGGAAGUGAAAGACAGGAAGGAUGAAACACUGAAAGAGAAAGAUCAGUUGGAAGAGAGGCGAGGUAAGAUGAGCAAGGUGAAAGAGGAAUUGGAUAUCAGUCUUGAACUGAUGAAAAGACAAAUGGAAGACUUGACAAGCUUGAAGGCUGAAGCAGAAGCACAGACCGAGCCUAUGGAAAUAGACUGGAAGGAAAAGCUCACGAGGGAAAGACAACAACUUGAAGAUGUAAAGGAGAUACAGAAGGAAAAAGAAGCCUUUGAGAGAAAGAAGGGAUUGACCAUGAAAGAAAGAGAUGAGUUUGAUCUGAUGAAGUCUGAAACCCAGGGACAAUUGGAGGAAAUAGAACAAAACAAACAAGACAUUCGUGUGGAGAAGGAAAAGCUGGAUCAGAUCAAAGCUGAGUUAGAAAGACGGUCUGAAGACGUAAAUCAGGUCAUGGAUGAGACAAGACGGGAGAGGGGGAAGGUUGAAGAACUGGCUAUCCAAACUCAAAAAGAAAGAGAAGGAAUGGUGGGUUUUAUGGAAAAGAACAAACAAAAGCAGAACGAACUGGAACUCAUGAAUGACAAGAUUGAAAGAGAGAAACAAGACAUCGAAGAAAGUCGGGAUGUGCUAACAAAGGAGAGAGAGGAGCUGGAACAAAUGAGGAGUGAGAUACAGCAACAGAGAGAGGAGACAGAAUCUCACAUGGAAGACCAAAGGAAAGAGAAAGAACGUUUGGAACAAAUGACGACGCACAUGAAAAAACAGUUGCUAGAGGUGGAAAAUGAUAAGGAAAUGAUAGAAAGCUCAAUGGGUGAACUGAGAGUGAAAGAGGCAGAAAUAGUGAGAGAAAAAGACAACAUGGAUAACAAGAUGGCUAGGCUCAAAGAGGAAGAGGAUGGAAUGCGGGAAGAAAUAGGAAGGAAGAUGGACAUCUUAAAGAAGGAAAGUUGUGAAAUCAAAAGACUUAGAGAUGAAAUUGACAGUGAAAAGGACCAACUGAAUGCAACAUUGCUUGAGUUGGAAAGAAUGCGUGAAGAACUUGAUAGAGAGAAGAAGGAAGUGAAAGACAGGAAGGAUGAAACACUGAAAGAGAAAGAUCAGUUGGAAGAGAGGCGAGGUAAGAUGAGCAAGGAGAAAGAGGAAUUGGAUAUCAAUCUUGAACUGAUGAAAAGACAAAGGGAAGACUUGACAAGCUUGAAGGCUGAAGCAGAAGCACAGACCGAGCCUAUGGAAAAAGACUGGAAGGAAAAGCUCACGAGGGAAAGACAACAACUUGAAGAUGUAAAGGAGGAGAUACAGAAGGAAAAAGAAGCCUUUGAGAGAAAGAAGGGAUUGACCACGAAAGAAAGAGAUGAGUUUGAUCUGAUGAAGUCUGAAACCCAGGGACAAUUGGAGGAAAUAGAACAAAACAAACAAGACAUUCGUGUGGAGAAGGAAAAGCUGGAUCAGAUCAAAGCUGAGUUAGAAAGACGGUCUGAAGACGUAAAUCAGGUCAUGGAUGAGACAAGACGGGAGAGGGGGAAGGUUGAAGAACUGGCUAUCCAAACUCAAAAAGAAAGAGAAGGAAUGGUGGGUUUUAUGGAAAAGAACAAACAAAAGCAGAACGACCUGGAACUCAUGAAUGACAAGAUUGAAAGAGAGAAACAAGACAUCGAAGAAAGUCGGGAUGUGCUAACAAAGGAGAGAGAGGAGCUGGAACAAAUGAGGAGUGAGAUACAGCAACAGAGAGAGGAGACAGAAUCUCACAUGGAAGACCAAAGGAAAGAGAAAGAACGUUUGGAACAAAUGACGACGCACAUGAAAAAACAGUUGCUAGAGAUGGAAAAUGAUAAGGAAAUGAUAGAAUGCUCAAUUGGUGAACUGAGAGUGAAAGAGGCAGAAAUUGUGAGAGAAAAAGACAACAUGGAUAACAAGAUGGCUAGGCUCAAAGAGGAAGAGGAUGGAAUGCGGGAAGAAAUAGGAAGGAAGAUGGACAUCUUAAAGAAGGAAAGUUGUGAAAUCAAAAGACUUAGAGAUGAAAUUGACAGUGAAAAGGACCAACUGAAUGCAACAUUGCUUGAGUUGGAAAGAAUGCGUGAAGAACUUGAUAGAGAGAAGAAGGAAGUGAAAGACAGGAAGGAUGAAACACUGAAAGAGAAAGAUCAGUUGGAAGAGAGGCGAGGUAAGAUGAGCAAGGAGAAAGAGGAAUUGGAUAUCAGUCUUGAACUGAUGAAAAGACAAAGGGAAGACUUGACAAGCUUGAAGGCUGAAGCAGAAGCACAGACCGAGCCUAUGGAAAAAGACUGGAAGGAAAAGCUCACGAGGGAAAGACAACAACUUGAAGAUGUAAAGGAGGAGAUACAGAAGGAAAAAGAAGCCUUUGAGAGAAAGAAGGGAUUGACCACGAAAGAAAGAGAUGAGUUUGAUCUGAUGAAGUCUGAAACCCAGGGACAAUUGGAGGAAAUAGAACAAAACAAACAAGACAUUCGUGUGGAGAAGGAAAAGCUGGAUCAGAUCAAAGCUGAGUUAGAAAGACGGUCUGAAGACGUAAAUCAGGUCAUGGAUGAGACAAGACGGGAGAGGGGGAAGGUUGAAGAACUGGCUAUCCAAACUCAAAAAGAAAGAGAAGGAAUGGUGGGUUUUAUGGAAAAGAACAAACAAAAGCAGAACGACCUGGAACUCAUGAAUGACAAGAUUGAAAGAGAGAAACAAGACAUCGAAGAAAGUCGGGAUGUGCUAACAAAGGAGAGAGAGGAGCUGGAACAAAUGAGGAGUGAGAUACAGCAACAGAGAGAGGAGACAGAAUCUCACAUGGAAGACCAAAGGAAAGAGAAAGAACGUUUGGAACAAAUGACGACGCACAUGAAAAAACAGUUGCUAGAGAUGGAAAAUGAUAAGGAAAUGAUAGAAUGCUCAAUUGGUGAACUGAGAGUGAAAGAGGCAGAAAUUGUGAGAGAAAAAGACAACAUGGAUAACAAGAUGGCUAGGCUCAAAGAGGAAGAGGAUGGAAUGCGGGAAGAAAUAGGAAGGAAGAUGGACAUCUUAAAGAAGGAAAGUUGUGAAAUCAAAAGACUUAGAGAUGAAAUUGACAGUGAAAAGGACCAGCUGAAUGCAACAUUGCUUGAGUUGGAAAAAAUGCGUGAAGAACUUGAUAGAGAGAAGAAGGAAGUGAAAGACAGGAAGGAUGAAACACUGAAAGAGAAAGAUCAGUUGGAAGAGAGGCGAGGUAAGAUGAGCAAGGAGAAAGAGGAAUUGGAUAUCAGUCUUGAACUGAUGAAAAGACAAAGGGAAGACUUGACAAGCUUGAAGGCUGAAGCAGAAGCACAGACCGAGCCUAUGGAAAAAGACUGGAAGGAAAAGCUCACGAGGGAAAGACAACAACUUGAAGAUGUAAAGGAGGAGAUACAGAAGGAAAAAGAAGCCUUUGAGAGAAAGAAGGGAUUGACCAUGAAAGAAAGAGAUGAGUUUGAUCUGAUGAAGUCUGAAACCCAGGGACAAUUGGAGGAAAUAGAACAACUCCAGAAAGAAAGGGAGGAAAUGAAAAGUGUUAUUGAAGAUAUCAAGAGAGCAAAAGCUAAUCAGGAAGUGAUGGAAUCUGAGAUUGUGACAAAGAAACGAGAAACAGAUAAUAUCAUGGAAAUGAUCUCAAAAGAAAAAGACAACAUGGACAAAAUUAAGAUUGAAAUGGAAAGAGAGAGGGGCGAAUUUGAGAUCACCAAGGGCAAGAUGGUGACGGAGAUGGAUGAGCUGGGACAGAGAAAAGCUGAGAUCGAGAAUGAUAAAUAUGAAGCCAAAAUGUUGAUGGCUGAACUGAAAGAGGAAGAGGAAAGAAUGAAGGAAGAAAUUUGCAAGAUGAAAGACAGUCUCGAGCAGAUCAAAGCUGAAAUACAACCACAGAGAGAAGACAUUGAAAGCAAGAUGGAGGAGCUGAAUGUCCAAAAGGCUGAGAUGGAAAGUGCUAUGACCGAUAUCGACAGACAAAAAAAGGACAUGCAAAACCAAAGACAGCAAAUUGAACAAGACAAACAAAAGAUGAUCAAGGAAAAGGAUGAUCUGGAACAGAUCAAGAUGGAGUUACAAACACGAUCAGAUUUCCUGGAAAACCUCAUUGAGGAGAGAAUGGGGAAGAAGGAGAACAUUGAAAGUAUGGCUUUCCAGAUUCAGAAGGAAAGGGAGGAAGUUGAAAGUAUUGUUGAGGAUAUCAAGACAAGGAAAGCUGAUCUGGAAUUGAUGAAAGCAACGGCUGAAGUAGAGAAGCAAGAAACAGAAAACAUCAAGGAAAUGAUCUCCAGGGAAAAAGACAAACUAGAACAAAUGACGAUUGAGAUUGAAAGAGAGAAGGAAGAAAUAUAUAUCACCAAGGGCAAAAUUGAAAUGGAUAUGGAUGAGCUGGAAAGUAGAAAGGCUGAGGUAGAGAAUGGAAAACAUCAAUCUGAAAAACUGAUUGCUGAAUUGAAGGAGGAACACCAAAGAAUGAGGGAGGAUAUCAGGAAGAUGAAAGAAAACCUAGACACUGAAAUACAGCUGAAGAGAGAUGAUAUUGAAAGUAAAAUGGAAGAGUUGGAUGUCAAAAAGAGAGAGCUGGAAAACAUGUGGACUGAUAUUUACAUAGAAAAGGAGGAACUACAAAACCAGAGAAAGGAAAUAGAAGAAGACAAACAAAAUAUACUAGAUGAAAAGGGUGGGCUGGAACACAUCAAGGCUGAUUUACAGAUGAAGAGCAAAAAGGAGAAUGUUGAGGGCAUGGCUGUCCAAUUCCAGAUGGAAAAGGAGGAAAUUCAAAGUGUCAUGGUAGAACCUGAGAUAAGAAGACAAGUACUGGAAUUUACAAAAGUGGAGGUAGAGAAGGAAGAAACAGAGAAUAUCAAGGACAUUGUAUUAAAGGAUCAGAAAUAUCUGGAACAAAUGAAGAUUGAGAUGGAAAGAGAAAGAGAAGAAAUUGAUCAUACCAAGAUCAAGAUAGCAAUCGAUAUGGAAAGGCUGGAAGCGACAAAGGUUGUAAUAGAGAGACAACUGAAAGAAGAACAACAACAAAUGAGGGAGGAUAUCGAGAAGAUGAAAGACAACCAAGAGCAGAUCAAUGCUGAAAUACAAUUACAGCGAGAGGACAUUGCAGCCCAAAUGGCUGAGUUAAAUGUCAAAAAAGCAGAGUUGGAAAACAUUCAGGCUGAUCUAGACAGACAGAAAGUAGAACAUGAUGACAUGAGAAAAUACAUAUUUGUGGGAAAGAAUCAACUGGACGAGAGGAAUGCUGCCUUGCAAAAACAAAGGGAGGAGAUGGAUAAAAUCAUGGAACCAACAGCUGUGAUAAAGGCUGAAGUACAAACACAGACAGAGCCCAUGGAAGACAGCUUGGAGGAACAGCUCAAAGGGGACAUGGAAGAAGUUGAAGGUCAUGACAUAGACAAAGAGAAAGAGGACCUGGGACAAACCAACAGGCUGGCAAUGAUAGAGAGGGAGGAGUUGGAAUCCAUGAAGUCUGAAAUAGGAAAACAAAGACAGGAAAUAAAGGAGAACAAUCAAAAGAUACAGGAUGAGAAGGCUGAGAUUGAAAAGAUCAAGAAUGAUUUACAGAAACGGUCAGAGAAUCUAGACAACCUCGUGGAAGAGACAAAGAGGGAAAAGGAGAAUGUUAAGGACAGGGCUGCUCAAAUCCAGAAGGGCCAGGAGGGAAUGGAACGUGUUAUUGAGGAUACCAAGACAAAGAGCCCUGAACUGGAUAUGUUGAAAGCUGAGAUAAAGACAGAGAAACAAGAAACAUUCAACCUGAAGGACAUGACAUCAAAGGAGAAACGUGACUUGGAACAAAUUAAGGUGAAAAUGGAGAAAGAAAUACAAGAACUGGAGAACACCAAGGACACGACAGAAAUUGAUAUUAGUCAGCUGGAACAAAGAAGGGUUCAGUUAGAAGGAGAAGAAGAUGGAAUGAAAAAUCUGAUGGCUUCACUGAAAGAGGAAGAGCAGAGUAUGAAAGAGAAUAUUGGGAAGAUGAAAGAAAAUUUAGAGCAGAUUAAUGCUGAAAUACAAGUACAGAGAGAUGACAUUGCAACACAAAUGGAAGAGUUAAAUGUCAAGAAAGAAGAGCUGGAAAACAUUCAAAUGGAUAUCGACAGACAAAUAGAACAGAUGGGCAAAACACAAAAUGCUAUGAUCAUGGAAAAGAAUGAACUGGAAGAGAAGCUUGCUGGUGUGCAAAAACAAACGGAGGAGGUGGAAGCCAUCAUUGAAAUGACAAAGAGGGAGAGGGAGGAUGUGACGAGGAUAAAGGCUGAAACAGAGGAACAGAAAGAUCAAAUGGAAGACAACCUGAUGGAAACUCUGAAACACGACAGAGAGGAACUUGAACGCCUGAAAGAAACAGAAAGAAAGGAGGAAACUAAGGGCAUUAAAGAGAAGACAGGGAGGGAGACGGAGGGGUUAGAACGGGUUAACAUAGAGUCCCAGAGAGUGCUGCAAGAUCUGGAGAACGUUGUGGAGGAAACCAUGGAGAACGAGGGUGCAGAGGAAAUGGCUAUCCAAAUACAAAAGCAAAUGGAGGACAAUGUGAGAAUCAUUGAGGAGAUGGAGCAAGAGAAGGCACAUUUAGAGCUGAUGAACGUUAAGAUGCAAAGUGAGAGAGAAGAAAUAUACUCUAACAAGGCCAUGAUUGAAAGGGAGAAGGAUGACCUGCUACAAAUGAAAUCUAUGAUUACACGGCAGAGAUGCGAAAUUGAACAAAUUACAGCCGUCUUAAGGGACGAGAGGGACACUCUUGAGCAAUUUAAGACUGAUAUGGAAAGACAGCGACAAGAGAUGAUGAACAAUAUGGACUUGGUGGAAAGAGAGAGAGAUGAACUGGGAAAGACGAGGUCGGAGAUGGAUGAGUUGGAACACAUGGCAGCUGAAACAGAAAGACCGAAGGAGAAGAUGGACAAAAGAAAGGGUGCAGCAAUGAUGGAGGCGCCUCCGCUGGAGGAAAGAGAAGACAGCGUUCAGAAACAGAGUGUUGAAGUUCUCUUCAUCUCAGAUACAACACAGACAGAAAAAAUAAAGGAUGAACCCGAACAAAGCGCGGUUGAGACACUUCAGACACAGGGCGAAACAAUGGACUCAGUCAAGAAGGACAGAGAUGAUCUCGAACAAAUGAGAGCAACAGAUGAAAGGCUCCCAAAGAGAGAUCAUUUGGAGAAAAUCCGUCAGGAGGCUCAGGCAGAAAAGGAGGAGAUUGAGAAGAUUAAGCACAGAGUUCAUGAGAUGAAAGAACAUCUAGAGGGAAGACUAGCAGUGAUUCAGAGACACGAGUUGGUACAGAGAACAAGGAUACAAAGAGAGAAAGAAGAGCUAAAGAAGAUGAAGGAAGAGUUGGAGAGAGACAGCCAAGCUCGGCAAACAGAGUGGGACAGAGGCAGGAGGAAACUUCAGGAGAAGGACCAGGAGCUUGAGAUGCUAAAAGUGGAGAUGUUCCGAGAGAUCGAAAGACUGCAGGUUCAUAUGGAAAAAGAGAUGGAGACACUGGAGACAAGUGACAAAGGUGUCCAAACCUCAGACGUGGUAUUAACCAUAGAAGAAGAGAGAAUGUGGUUGAUGGAGGACUCAACGACAGAGGAGUACAGUAUGCUGGCAGAAAUAAGUCAAGAAACAGAGCAAACCACAGUGGAUAUGACAUUCGCCAGUUCAUCACUGGAGCUCCAGGGUCAAUCAGAGGAGCACACAGUGAUAGAGGAUUCUCAGAUGAGCGUAGUAAGAGCAGAGGCUUCUCCAUUCAGCAGGUUGCUACGGUGGCUUUGGCGCUACUGCUGUGGCUGCUGCCGCUGUUGUGACUGCUGCGGAAGGGAGUGUGAAGAAGAAGAGGAGGAGAACAUAGUCUAGUCCCAACUAUAUCAGUGGGGCUUUAAAAUAAAUGAAUUUGCUAUGUAAAGGCUGUGUGGGAAAAAAUCUGGUUCAGUAAUAUGAAUUGUGAAACAACACCAUCAGUUAUCAUUCAUUCAGUUACAUCACGUAUGAUCUCUAUUCUACUAUGCCCAAGUGAAGUGAUAAGAAAUCAUGUCAAGAUGAUGUUAUGCAAUAACCUGAUUUAUAUGCCGUGUAGUAAGGGUUGUGCAGUAUUGCAGUGCUAUGUAUUUACAAUGAAGGUGAACUAAGUUUGCACUGAAUAUUAGAUCUAGAGAGAGCAACAUGUACCUUUAUUUAUUUGUUAUAUUUAUAAUGAAAUAUGUAUUUCUUAUAUCUCUUUACAGCUUUUGUUAAAGGUGCACUGGAUACUGAAUGGACUCUUAUCAAGAUUUGUCAAAACAAGUUAUUUCUAUUUACUUUUAGUUUUCUUAUUUUUAUACACACAGAAUUUGCAGUAAACUUAGCGCUAUUCUAUCAUUUUCUCAGGGACAGCUGUUGUUCUUUAAGCCAGUAUUUUGUAAGUGUAAAAGCCUUGUAAAUUCAUUUAUAAGCGUGUCAUUCUAAUGUAUUUAAUUUGGUUAUUUCUGCAUCUCUUUCUCUAUACAUCCACAAUUACAACAAACAUGUGCUAUUAUGUUCUCAGAUGGGAUGAAUUCACAGUGCAGUAAUGGAUACUAGCAGUGACUGAAGAAGUACAAAAUACACUUGAUUAUUUUGAUAUGAGCAAUGGUUCCCUUCAUGAACUUCUGUGGGGUCUGGGAUUCACUCAGUCAAGCAUUUACAUUGCAAGGUUGGGUCAAUAAUCAGCAAUGACAGUAACCCAGACACAGUGGGUUAGGUUGGCCUCAGCAGACCUAAACCAUUGUUGCCGGAGGCAGCUGAAAGGGGACACUAAUAAAGUAGUCAUUACCCAGGAAAUUACUUAUAACCUGUUCCUUGUCGUGAAUGGCAAGGAAAGUUACUCAAAGUUGGCACAGGAACUUGGCAGUUCACACUUGCCCCACAACAGUGGUCUAUGAGAGCUGAGUUUGAAGUUUUGCAAAAGCUUCAUGUCAAAAGAAUCAAUGCACUAUGGGCCGGUUUCCUGGACUUAAAAGGAUACUCUAUGGAGACUAUCCAUACUUGAGUUUUUUAGUUCAGGAAUAGGUUUAACUAAAUGAUUUUCUCAAGAAUAAUUUUGACCCAAAGACUGAUGGUGGAGAUGCAGGAAUAAAAAGCAAUUCUCACUCACAAUUUGACAGACACUAUUAAAAGUGCGAGAAUACGCCAAUACAAAAAGUACGUUUCUGACAUUGGAUGGAACAUUCAUAUUCCUGUGGAAAAGCACAGCUGCAAUGCCUGGGAAAUCGACCAAUCACUCAUGUACCUGGAUACUAUUUACCAUUGUUGUCAAAGUACUGUUUGCCUGUAACCCAAUAAAGACACCAUUAAUAAAUGUG